Manihot esculenta (cassava) is the source of this 514-nucleotide messenger RNA. RefSeq lists its product as uncharacterized. Lineage: Eukaryota; Viridiplantae; Streptophyta; Magnoliopsida; Malpighiales; Euphorbiaceae. The transcript has a single exon. The record is from RefSeq and is a predicted model, not a curated record. Bases 44 to 463 code for a protein of 139 amino acids.
UUGUUUCACUCAAUCUUUCUCAUCACUUCAUUAACAACUAGCCAUGAACACCCUUGUCCGCAGCGCCACAACAAGUCUUAGCCGGCGAUUAAACGGUUAUGAGGCGUUGGAUCAUUACUACGAUGCUUUCAACAGGCCAGAAAAUCUUGGCGGGCGAACGCCAGCUUCCAAGCCUAGAAAUGUGCAUGCGUCGACAACUCAUCCAGCUGGGAUGGCUUCUUUAGGAUAUAGGAUUGCUAAAGCUAAGCAAAGACAGAUAUUUCUACAGUCUUACAAGCUAGCGUCGAGAAGCAAAUUGAGACGAUCAAGAUCAGGGAAGCUUAAGAAGGUGGUGGUUAAGGUGAGGACAAUUGUGGUGUCGUUGGUAUCUUUUCUGAGACUUGGGACUUCGAGAUCGUGCAGUUCUAGAUCAGCAAUCUCAAUCUCUAUAUCCUCUCCCAUUAGAUUUGGAAAAUGUUGUUAAUUAUUUCUGAAAAUGUUAGUUAAUUAUUUCUGAUGUUCUGAGAUUUAGAAA